AUGGACUUCCCGCGGCUCUCGCCACCUGCCAUUAGCAUUCACGACUUUAAUAGUGGUUAUGACCAUCACCAUCCCCCCGACAGAUUCCAGUAUACUAUGCCCGGGCAGUCCUUCUCUGGGCCCAUGCCCAUCCCAACUAAAUCAAUGUCCAAUUUCGCCCCUCCCCCACUGCCUCCGCCAUCCCGCAUCACCGAUCUUGAAGACGGUCACGAUGCCGGGUGGCUUCAUGCCAAUCCCAGAGGAUCCGCUUCUUCAACAAAACUAGCACCAAUUAACCCCAGCUCGAGCUUGUUCGGAGGCCAGCGUCGUCUGGAACCAUCCCUUCCGAGCAAUCGAAUGGCACUCGACGACCUCGAUGGCAGACACAGCGGUUUGCCGAUUUCUCGAAGUCCUGAAGCUCAUAUUAAGAUUGAGCCCCCACCUCCGUUGGAGGAGGGGUUCAGGAAUUCCGUUUCCAUCAACGCCCCGGGUCCAAUUUUGAAAGGCGAGCGGGACUUUUCUCGACGGAGUGUGAAGAGCUCAUUAGAUGCAUAUGACCAACAUCUUCUCUCGAAAAUUGGGAAACCACUCUCUCCACGACAGUCGAUCAGUCAUGGGGGUGAUAACAAAGGGUCUCUAUCGACAUUACCUAUCCCAUCAUCACGAAACUUUGGAAAUUUCCCUUCCCCGGGAGGCUCCGACGGAUCUACUCUCGAUGUGAAAUGGCACAACAGCCCCCAAUUCGGUGGAGUGUCGCCCGGUACCAAGACCGGAUGGAAUUAUAUCGAUUGCCGAAGCCCCAGUGUGGAGAGCAGUGCGCCAUCUUCUGCUAUGGAUUACGAUCAACCAGCCUUUUUGCGCCGUCGAGGAGGAGGAACUACGCCCAACCAUGACGAUAAUUUCAGCCUGCCGAGUCGAUCAAACAGAGGAAGCUACGAUCACGGUGUAUUUUCGGAUAUCGAGGGUGAUAUGAACAACGAUGAUUCGUUACCGCCACGACUGUUUCAACUUCGAGAGCCGACACCCCCGUACUUGGACGCGUCAAAACCAGGUACCAAGAGGAGGGCAUCCUCUCCUCCGCGGGAACCGAUGAGUGACGAUAAGCAUACGCUGCAUGUGACCACGAGUAAUGGCGAUCUCUCGCAACGACGAACCACCGGACACCCGUUCACGAGCAAUACCCUGUCAGUUAACAGCGGCUACGCACCCAGUCACGGAAGUCGCUCGGCUGCUUCGUCUCUGAGUGUACGGACCUCAGGGUCAUACUCGUCUGCCGCAUUUUCAUUAGGAGGAAGCAGUAUGACCAGCACUUCUCCCUACGAGCGAUCGCCCGGUGGGUUUUCCUCCAGUUCGGAUCUUGAUUCGCUUCAUGAAAAGUCGAUUCUCAACCCCAGCUCGCCCGGUGGGCUAACUGCCCACUCCGCUGUCAUUCGACCCUCCUCGAACACUCUGGAGCCACCAAGCACAAAUACCCCAAGAAAGCUGUCUUUGGGUACCACUCUCAAUGUACCCAAGCCAGCUGCGCCCAAGAUUGGUGGAUUGUAUAUCUGUGACUGCUGUCCCAAGAAACCCAAGAAGUUCGACAACCCUGAAGACCUACGCGCGCAUGAAAUGGAGAAGCAGUAUAUGUGCCAAUAUUGCAACAACCGGUUCAAGAAUAAGAACGAAGCCGAACGUCAUCAGAACUCGCUUCAUCUGCGCCGUCAUUCCUGGUCUUGCGCUGCACUUUCAGGAUAUCAAGCUGCCUUCCAUCAUUCCUCGUCACCAUCCAGCCAAACGGGUGCAGGUUCUUCCCACGACACCUGCGGCUACUGCGGUGAAGAAUUUCCAAACUUCCCUCAACCCGAUUGGGACCGCAGGUUCGAGCAUUUGACAGCAGUACAUAAAUUUGGCGAGUGCAACAAUGCAAAGAAAUUCUUCCGUGCAGACCAUUUCCGCCAACACUUGAAGCAUAGCCAUGCCGGCACAAGUGGCAAAUGGACCAAUAUUCUGGAGAAUGCGUGCAUGAAGGAUGAGACUCCCCCUGAGCCCAAGGGGGAUAGCAACGAACGUCGCGCUAGAGCGUUGUCGAAUGCCAACAGCACAACUUCUACCGGGUCGGGGACACUCACAUCAAACGCCAUUAGCGAGGUUCUCAGCGAUUGCUGA
Aspergillus wentii DTO 134E9 is the source of this 2127-nucleotide messenger RNA. RefSeq names its product putative C2H2 finger domain protein (gene znfA). The record is from RefSeq and is a predicted model, not a curated record. Lineage: Eukaryota; Fungi; Ascomycota; Eurotiomycetes; Eurotiales; Aspergillaceae. The coding region runs from base 1 to 2127 and encodes 708 amino acids. The transcript has 3 exons.